AAGUCGAAAAUCGACAGCAGCAGCGGCGGCGGCGGCUAACGUUAAAAUUCUGCGGUAGUGGUGGUGGUGUUUUCGUCGUCGUGUGUUUGUAAGUGUUCUUCUGCUCUGUGUGUGUGUGUGUGUGUUGGUGUUGUUACGUGAUCUGGUAGUUUUGAAUCGGCUUUUUGUGCCGCAGCUGAAUAUCAUUUCUUGGAAAAGUACUCCGCUUCGUUGUCUUCCUUCGUUGUGGUUGUAACGCAAAUAAGUAAAAAAAAAAGCUAGCGAGCGAGCGCCAGCGGUACCUGCGACUAAAAAAACUAAAUCUAUCUCGAAAAUAUCGAGAGAAAAUUCGCUUCCUUCGGUUUCGGCUCUCGAUUGUUCUUGCUUGUUUACUCGUCCUUUUUUUUUCGCGUUAUGUAGGUCUCUCUUCUUUCGUGUGUUUUUUUCUCUUUCUUUUUCUUUUUCGAUUCGCUGCAGUGUUUGGUGUUGUUACGUCUUCGGUCUUACGGUCUUGGUUGUUCAACUCUACUCGAUUCAGUCAGUCAGUUUCUGCUGUCGGCGAAUCGAACGAAGCAUUUGAAUCGUCGGAGUAGCGGCAGCGGCAGCGGCAGCAAAUUGGCUAAGAAAAGCCAUAGAAGGACGUCGACGACGACGACGACGGAUAUAAACGGUAAUCGGGAUAGUCGCAGAUUUGGCAACAAAGUUGCUGAAAUUGGAACCGCCGAUCAGCACGUUGAGGGAAAAUUCCGGUGCGCGGAGGAGCGCGGCAUGUGCUCGCAGCCUGCCGCCGGAAAAAUGGAAACCCCACAGCAGUACUGUUUGCGAUGGAAGUACCAUCAUUCCAAUUUGCAGGCCAUGUUUUCGCAGCUACUAGAGAGAGAAUGCUUUUGCGAUGUUACUCUGGCCUGCGAAGGAAAAACAUUAAAGGCUCACAAGGUUAUGCUUUCGGCGUGUAGUACAUAUUUUGAUUCCAUAUUCUCGCAAUACGAAGAAAAUAAUCCGAUUGUUAUACUGAAAGAUGUGAAAUUUUCCGAUAUCAAAGCUUUGGUUCAGUUCAUGUACAAAGGAGAAAUUAACGUCGACAACUCAGAACUGACGUCGCUGUUGAAAACGGCCGAAGAAUUACGAAUCAAGGGCUUGGCCGAAGUAUCGUGGAGAUCAGAUCGCGAAAUGGAGGCUCCCGAAUCGGGCGACGAAGAUCUAGAUCAACCGCAACCGAAAAGACUUAAAUCCGAACCGUACAGUCCGAAAUCCGGUCAGAAUACCAUCACUUCGCUAUCGUCCAGAGACGAUUAUAACGAAUCGCACGACGACGCUAUCGACGAAGACGGAGACGACGGAUCGGAAAACGAAUGCAGCACCGGCAUGUGGGAUACGGACCGAUCGUCGCGAAACGAUUCGCAUUUCGACGACUCGAUAGACGUGAAACCUUCUGCCGGCGCUUUAUCUCAUAAUCGAAUCCAAUCGAACAAUUACGCGACGAAUAUGCAACCUCAGCCUCCGAACUUGGUCAACACGCAGAACACCAUCGUCUCUCCUCAAGUGGUGACUAGCUCUUCGGUGACCGGACUAUCGGCCGCAGCAGCAGCUGGUUGCGCUAUCGGCGGAGCAGUGCCCGACGAUGACAAAUGCUCGGUCACUUCCGCUUCCGCAGUUCCUGGUAAUACUCCUUAUUCGGCCGAGACAGCUUCCACCGCCGCUAGUGUAGAUUUAAGUCAGUAUCCCGAUAUAAUGAAGAUGAACGAUUAUCUCGAGUCCGGAGGCAGACGACCUCAAUUCUGGGAAGAGCCCUUUACCAAGAGACUGAUGGAAGCGAUAAAAAACAAAGAGCUUGAAAUGAAAGUCGCCGCCGAACUAAUGGGUGUUUCGUACGGUACGCUGUACGGCCGCUACAGGGACGCUUACGGCUGCCUUAAACAUCCUUACAGAGUUCGUGAUUUCUGGUCUGAACAAGGUCCUGCCGAAGUAUUAGCCAAAUUGCAACGAAAAGAGUUGACUUUAUUUCGAGCCGCCGAAAUGCUGAACGUAACGGUCACCACGUUGGCCAAUUAUCUGUCCACGUUGAGACAAGGAGGCGGUACCGGAUCAUCCGAUAACGAAGAUGUCUCCGAUAACGAGGACAUGGUCAUAGACGAAGAUAAAGUAUCUACUCAUUCCUCAUCGACUACGCACUCUUCCAUUCAUAAUAAUCCCGAUAUCACUAUCGUAAAAAAAGAAAAUCUCGCCAAUUUAAAUGGAAAUUAGCGCGUUUUUUUCCUUUUUUUCUCUUUUUUUCUUUUCUUUUCUUUUCUUUUAGACAUUUUUAUCGUUUUAAGCGAAAAUCGUGCGUUUCGAACGUGUUUUAAUAUAUUUUUUUAAACCACGCGUUCUCUUCUUCAAUUGGUAUUUGGUUUGCGAUUGGAGCGCGUGUGGUUUUAAACUACCUACUCGAUUCGACUUUUAUUCUUUUCUUUUUUUUUUCGAAUAAAUUUGCGUUAAAUUUUCAAUUUUUUUCGUUUUCCAAAACACGUGUGAAAUGAUGCGAAUGCGCGCGUGUUUAUACUUAUAAAAAAAAAAUGGCGGUCGUGUUUUCGAACGUGUACGCGGGACGAAGCGAAGUCUGAUGACGAUUUUAUGACGUAGAAAAUUUUCUGCUAUACCCGUAUAGCCUUUCGAAUGUUUGUUUAGUGUUUAUUAUUUUUUUUACACGCGUGUCGGAGAAUAUUACGCUUUCGUCGUCAGUCGUGAAAGUAUUAAAAGUCAACAUUGGGAAUAUUCCAUCGAUGAAAAAUUCCGCCGCGCCCGCGCCACGCCGUACGAUAGUUUUUUUUCUUCCAUUUUCGAAAAACAACAAAUAAAAUAAAAAGUAAAACGUAAUUACGCGGUAUUUUAUUCCUUUUUUAAAAACUAUCUUACGAUCGGAGAUGCCGAAUAAAUAUCGUACCUAUUCUUAUUACGAAUUAGUGAUAUCAUUUUGUUUUUUACGUUUUCCUCUCGAUUUAUAUUUUGUAGUUUGAUUUCAUUUCGUAACCGCUUAAAGCGGUUGCUUUGUAGAAAAAUAUGUAUUAUUUUUAAGGCGGACAUUUCUAUUAAGUAUCGCUGAUAUAUCGUGUCGACGUGCAAGACUAUAAUAAGGUUAUUACUUUGUGAUAAAUUGAAGAUUUUUGUUACGAAAAAUUUUUAGUUUUGUGACGCCAUUGUUUUAAGAAAGGCGCUAAUUUAUACGCGUGGUGUAUUUUUUCCUUCUUUUUUUUAAAAAUUUUAUUUAUUCGAUUAGUUUUAUUAUUUAUUUUGUCUCCGAUUCUUUUUUUUCUUUUCUUUUCUUUUUACUAGAUAUUAUUUUGACGCGUGCAUGUGAUUUUUUUGGGUGCGUGUUCCUCGCUAAUUAUCGAUUUUGUUUUUUUUUCUCUCUCUCUAUCUAUAUCUAUAUAUCUCUCUCUCUCUGUCUCUCUGUCGUGUGUGUUCGAAACGGUUUAAUUCUGGUUAUUUUGGUCCUUCACUGCCAUUGUAGUAGCUUCAAUUCAUCUUUUUGUAUAGAGAGACCCGUGUAACACUGUAACACUCCUCCUCGCAACACAUCAAACUAGUGGAACAAUUUUUCGAACUUAUUGUCAUCAUUGGACAUAUCUUUUUAAUUUUCAACGAAAGUUACCAUAAUAUGCCUUCUCUUUUUUUUCUUUUUUUUUUUUUUUUGAACCGGCCCCAGUGCCUAAACGAUAAUUAACUGAGGACAUGUAUGAAUGGUACGCGAUUUUAACAUUAUGUAAAUUGCGCUUUUUUCCUCCUCCUCCUCCUGCUCCUGCUGGGUUUAUUUUGUACACAACGCAUUUUUCAUGUUUUAUUUGUUCGUAUCAUUUUUAUGUUUUCGGAUUUUUUUGUUUUUUGUUUUGUUGUGUUUUGUUUUUAAUGUAGUAGGUAUCGAGUACUCGUCGAUUAGGUUUAGUAACUAAUUUGCUAUAAGAACUAAAACGCGCAGCGCGAACAACUCUAUAUUAUAUAUGUAUUUACGUAAUUACUCGCACGAUACGAGGUAACAACGCCGAACAAGUUUUAAUGCAUCUUUCAAAUUAUCUCGAUCAAACUAAUUUUUACCUCAAUUUUUUUCUCGCAUUUUUAAUCGUUAAACAGAACUUAUACAUUUUCGUAUCGGACGGUUGGAAACAUGUUUGUGAUCAAAUUUCAGUACAAAAUACCUAAGCUAUUUAUCGUUGUAUGUCGUUUCGCGUACGAACGUAUCUUUCAUUUACGAUACGGUCGAAACGGUCGAUACGUCACGUCGCGUCGUGGUAGAUGAAGAAAGAAAAUUGAAGGGUGCGACGAUUUCGAAUUCGAGAAGGUUUCGGAAAAGUUUUUGAAAAUCCGAUUAAAAGCGGUCGAUUGUGGCCGGUGUGGUAGCCGAGCUACAGUUCAACAGAUGCGCAAACGGCAAAAGAGCAAUUUUCCAUUUGAAAUGAAAACUGAAAACUGAAAAGUAAUCCGGUUCGAGUUGGAAGGUUUGGCCGAUGCCCGUAGUAAUUUCAUUUGAAUAAUUUAUGAUUUUAAAAAUAUCUAGUCCCGAUCGAGCGAUUCUUCGAAAUAAUUAUUCUCGUUUCGUUUCGUCGAUCCCCCUUUGUGACUGGUGCUAUAUUCCUUGUUUUCUCUCUCUCCUAAAUAAUAAUGUAAUAGCUAACUGAUUCGAAUAUUGUAAUUUUUUCGACGAGUACGAAAUUACGAAUGUGGACUGGCUGUGGCGCGUGUAUGUGUGUAUUGUACUGUAUACUGUAUACUGUAUACUGUGUAGAGUAAACUGUGUUCUGUGUAUUUCUCUCUAUCUCUUUCCGUUUGUGUGUGGGUAAACGACGUUGAUAUUUUUUACUCUACGUAUGUCUACAAUAUUUACGUAUGUUGUACCUAUCUAGUAUGUAUUUCAAAUUCGAAAUUCGAAUGCUCUACAAUGAUGUAAAAAUGGUCCACUGUUUGUAUACCAUGCUUACGAAUAUGAGUAGUAAUAGGUUACCUACACCUAUUAUGUAUGUAGUAGGCCUUCCGUGUGUGUGUGUGUGUGGAUACUCUAGAUGUGUAGUGGAUUACGGAUUUAUCGUACAGCCUUAUUAAGCAUACAAUGCAACUUUCAUUACUUAUCAUUUGGAUUACUUAGAAUUACGUUUGUGUUUUUCGUUUCUUAUCGUGUAAUUUGUGUAAUUUUUAUUCCUAAAAAAAACCCACACCAUUGUGCUCUUGUAGAUGAAAAAUUGGCGCAAUAAUAUUAGAAUCUAGUUUUUUUGUUUUUUUUUUUUUGGUAAUCUAGCUGAAAGUUUUCCUGUGAGAAUAAUUUUCAUAUUAUCUACCUAUGAUCUGUCGUACAGGGUUUUUUUAGAAUUAUUAUUCGUUUAAUUUACUCGUACAUUAGAUAUCAUCGUCUUCGAUUAGUACGUCCUCUUUCUCCCCCUCCCCCCAAACUGGUGGCACGUGUGCUGUGUAGGUGCGUAAUUGGGAUGUUACUGUAUUUUUACCCGCAACCGUAAAAAUACUACGCGUAAGUAGGUAACGAAAUAACACGAAAGAUCUGUAAUGGAUACCACAGAUGCUUUUUCGUGACAUGAAAAAAAUCUCGCUGACUCUGGGUUUUUUAUUUCCUCGAAUAACGCUUGUUUUAUCAUUUUACAGAAGGACUGAAAGAAUCUUUUUAUCCUAAUACGUACAAUCAUCUUUUUUUCCUUUCCCCUCCCUUUUUUUUUAUUAUUUAUUUAUAUGGAUCUUGUUGAUAUGCGUGUAUAGUGUAAAUUUUACAUACAUGUAGUACUAUUAUAAUAGUAAAAAUCAGGUGUUAGAAGUGUGAGAUUUCUUUUUAUUUUGUACGUUAAUUGUAUUUGUAAUUAGUCCCUUUUUUUUUUCAUUUCAUUUUAUUACUAGAUAUACAUUAAGCAUAAGUAUAAUAUACAUACAUACAUUUUUUUACGUUUGCAUUAUUAAAUUAAGUAAACACUGUAAAGAAACAAAUUAUAUUAUUCAUCAUCGUCAUUGUUAUCAUCAAUCUUUCAUUUUGUUUUCCAUCAACAUUCAUAAGUCGCAAGUUUUAAGCACAUUUGUUUAUAAAAAUUUCAAUUUUAUCAAUAAACUGAUGAUUAUGA
Molecule: messenger RNA, 6068 nt
Organism: Planococcus citri (citrus mealybug)
Lineage: Eukaryota; Metazoa; Arthropoda; Insecta; Hemiptera; Pseudococcidae
Product: protein tramtrack, alpha isoform-like
Exons: 8
Coding region: 748-2223 (491 amino acids)
Biological process (GO): regulation of transcription by RNA polymerase II
Cellular component (GO): nucleus
Molecular function (GO): protein binding
Source: RefSeq, a predicted model, not a curated record